Molecule: messenger RNA, 2026 nt
Organism: Geodia barretti
Lineage: Eukaryota; Metazoa; Porifera; Demospongiae; Tetractinellida; Geodiidae
Source: the annotation of a GenBank genome assembly
GGCUGUGCAGUCAUUGUUGUGUCGCUGUACGUGUCGCGGCAUCGCGUGGAAAUGGAGAGUGCAGAUUUUCUUCUCAGCCUUCUACUGCUACUGAGUCUAUCAGCGCCGGUUCCAGCGUCUACCCUGGCAGGAUCGUGCGUCGAGGCCGGCUUCGCGGAGUGCUGCGACCUUGAGGUGCACGGGUUGUGCUUCGCUCCGCCGACCUUCUGCCUCUGCGACCCGUCGUGUCGAGAGCACGGCGACUGUUGCGAAGACAUCGAUGACAUCUGUACGCCAGAGCACCCAGAACCGGUGCCACCUAUUUUGCUGCUAGCGUUGGAUGCCACCUACCACACAGCCACUCUGCUCUGGGGCCUUCCUCCAGAGGCCAAAGACUGCAACAAACCAGACCUACUCAGUCAUAUACUGGGACUAUGAAGAUCCAAACACUACCUACUCUGUCAACGUCAGCCAGGACACAGAGAUAGGACAGACUACUAUGAGACACACUCUGACAGGUCUCAGUCCUGGCCUCCUCUACCAGUGGGCCGUUGAAACCAGCACUGGGACAAUAUCCUUGCCGUCUGUAGUGUCAAACUUCUCCACAAUGGGUGUAGCUAAGCUGGAGAGGCUCAGUGUUCGAGUAUAUAACAGAUCGUCUGUUUUGGUGGCGUGGGCGUGUCCUCAGCUCCCGUUUGGAGUCAGAGUACACAGUUACACGGUCCACUAUGCCGGGACUGCACCGUCUGGUAGUGGCAGGGAGUACACUGGUCGUCUGACUGUGUGGGAGGGCCCUGCUGUUGUGGCUGGUCUCAGAUCAGAUUCUUUCUACCAAUUCUGGGUCCACGCCACAGUGGUGGAGGGCUCCAUUCAGUCGGAUGGUAUCGUAUCCUCUGAGAACGCCACCGUUUUUGUGCCAGACUCGACCACAGUGCAAUUAAGAGGUGGUCUUUUCAAGCCUUGCUGCAACUGGACUGAGACAACCGAAGUGGAGGUACUGGAUGCAUUUCGCCGUGCCAUAUAUGAAGCAAUUUAUGGUGAUAUGAAAGAUGAUGAUAGGGGUAGGGGGCUAAUUGAGAGAGACUUUGUUCUCUGUGAGGACAGCAGUUCUGGUGGGAGUCAAGCAGUCUACAGAGGCUCUAUCUUCUCAUCCCCUGGCCUUACCACCGAGACAAUCAGUCGUCUUCUAGAGCAGCAAGUCAUCACUGGAGAGCUGUCAGGGGUUGUAGUGGACAAAGCCUGCCCUGUUAGCCUCUUUAGGACCAGUGAACCUUUAUGUAGAUCAGCACCAACACAGCAUCAGGAUUUGGACAAAGACUGCCAGAAACGGGACCAAGGGACAACGAUAGUGGCAGGUUCACUCGCUACCACCACCAACUGCACCUGCCGGCAGCUCGCUGACAGAGAGACUACAGUGACUGUAGCGCUGUUAGCAACAGCACUCGUUGCUGAACUCUUUCUGGUGGUCUUUGUGAUUCUUUUGGUCACUGCGUCAGUCAUGGUGGUCAGAAGAAGAAGAAGAUAUCUAGAGGAAGAAAAGUCUCCACACCACAGCCAAGCACAACCCAAUGAAUAUUCUUGAACCUCCCCCAACCCAAGGCCAGUGAUCAUCAUUUCACACAUCCUCUGUCAUAUUAUUUUGAUCUUUGCAUUAUACUACAUACUAAUUUGAUACCAGGAGCAGUCUAUUUUUGUUUCACAAUCGAUUGCCAUUUUCGUGUGUGCGUGAGUGCAUGUGUGGGUGUGCACAAUUGUUCAAACUUCCGCCUAGAUGAUGUCGUCUAUUCCGUGUUGGGGAGACCCCUCUGAUAUGGAGUCGUCAGUGGUCAGCUCGGCCUCAGAGUCACACGUAUGAUCCUCACUCCAUCCCUCCCUCAACCCGCCAGCACUCUCAUUCUCUAUCACAAGAGCCGGUGCCACUGCUGCUGAACGUUUCACCUUCAACCGAUACUUCUUAGCUUCCGUUUUUCUCGGAGAGGCCACAGCAUUUUCAGCCCCGCUGCGAUUUUCGCCACCGUCUGGUGGAUUUUUCCUGGUUUUUGCUUGU